AUGCUCUCACAAGGAUUGCAAGCGACAAACUACAAACAAAAGAAGACGAAAGAAUCAACCAAAAAACACGAAUACUAUUACCAAGAACCUAAGAAGUGUUAA
Messenger RNA from Tuber melanosporum (Perigord truffle), 102 nucleotides. RefSeq lists its product as uncharacterized. The transcript has 2 exons. NCBI's taxonomy places the organism in Eukaryota, Fungi, Ascomycota, Pezizomycetes, Pezizales, Tuberaceae. The record is from RefSeq and is a predicted model, not a curated record. The coding region runs from base 1 to 102 and encodes 33 amino acids.